Molecule: messenger RNA, 4106 nt
Organism: Formica exsecta
Lineage: Eukaryota; Metazoa; Arthropoda; Insecta; Hymenoptera; Formicidae
Gene: aralar1
Product: calcium-binding mitochondrial carrier protein Aralar1
Exons: 18
Coding region: 486-2429 (647 amino acids)
Biological process (GO): L-glutamate transmembrane transport; malate-aspartate shuttle; aspartate transmembrane transport
Molecular function (GO): L-aspartate transmembrane transporter activity; calcium ion binding; L-glutamate transmembrane transporter activity
Source: RefSeq, a predicted model, not a curated record
UGUCGGUAUGCGUCCCAAGAUGGCGCUGCAUGAUUAAUUGGUCGCGCAGUAUCAUGUCAGCUUCCGUUCUGCGUAGUGUUUUCAAAGAUCGAACAAGUAUAUCUAUAUCGUCGUUGCGACGCGUACAUCAGCGUGGAUCAACGUUCCGCGAUUUUAUUGCUCGUAGUCGCCGCCCCUGGAAGUGCCUACUAAACUUGUGAAUGUAUGUGAGAAUAGUGUAUCCUGAACGAAAUAAUCCAGUGGUCCAGUAUCUUCUUUCCGGUCUCUGUGCUGCUCGCCGUGUUUUUCUCGAGGGCCACCGAUCAUCGCUUGUGACAAGGAAAGGCUCGAGGUAAACUUCCUCCUGGGAAUGUUGAAGGACUCGCUUAUCGUUCGAGCAUCCUGCCAAGAGGUGGGGUUCCGGGUACUUGAAGCGCGCAAAUACUGAACGCCUCCAUGAAAUUUUUAACCAGUAUGCCUCGCAGGAGAAGAAUGGUGAGAGAUUUAUGACCUCAUCUGACUUCGUACGCAGUUACCUUGGCCUUUAUACGGAUGCUGAUUAUAAUCCCGAUUCUGUCAAUUUACUUGCUGGUAUCGUUGACACUAGCAAAGAUGGUCUCAUAUCGUUUGCCGAAUUUCAAGCAUUCGAAGGUCUUCUCUGUGUACCAGACGCUUUAUACAAAACAGCUUUUCAACUCUUUGAUACUAAUGGAAACGGAAUGGUUGCAUUUGAUGAGUUCGUUGAGGUGAUGCGGCAAACUGUACUGCAUCAAAAAAUGCCCUUUAAUAUGGACAGUAGUUUUAUUAAACUUUACUUCGGAAAAGAUAAGAAGAGAUUAAUCAGUUAUGCGGAAUUUAGCCAAUUCUUGCACGACUUUCAUGAAGAAUAUGCAACAGAAGCUUUUAAGAAAUUCGAUAAGGAUGGCGCGGGUUUUAUUUCAGCGUUAGACUUUCAAGAUAUCAUGCUUAGUAUUAAGAGUCAUCUACUCACAAAAGAUGUGAGAGAUAAUUUAAUAGCUGCAGUUAGUGCCGGCCAAAGCGGGCGAAAAGUCAGUUUCCCAUAUUUUAUGGCGUUCAACUCUCUUCUAAACAAUAUGGAACUUAUUAAACGUAUCUAUCUAAAUGCGACCAAUGGCCACAGAUAUCAAGAAGUCACCAAAGAGGAAUUUCUUUAUUCUGCACAAAUGAUGUCUCAAAUAACCCCAUUGGAGGUCGACAUCCUAUUUCAUCUUUGCGACCUACUCCAUCAAACUGGACCUACGGAAGAUGACGAGGCAGAUUCGCGGCUUGGGAAGAUCGUGUAUAAUGAUCUCGUGGCUAUUACACCUGAGCAGUAUUUCAAGCAGAUUACAAAGCGCGUUGCCGCGAUCAAAGCGGUGUCGAAUCCGGACGAACGCGGUAUUAUCGUGCAAAUACUUGAGAGCGGCUAUCGGUUUGUGCUUGGUUCUAUUGGUGGAGCUGUUGGUGCUACAGCUGUAUAUCCUAUCGAUUUGGUAAAGACCAGAAUGCAGAAUCAAAGGACUGGAUCUUUCAUAGGCGAGCUGAUGUAUAGAAACAGCUUUGACUGCUUCCAAAAGGUGAUUCGACAUGAGGGCGUUUUCGGUCUUUAUCGAGGUCUGGUGCCUCAGUUAAUGGGCGUAGCCCCAGAAAAGGCUAUUAAACUUACAGUUAACGAUUUCGUCAGGGAUAAGUUUAUGGAUAAAAAUGGAAAUUUACAGCUAUACGGAGAAAUUGUAUCUGGCGCCUGUGCCGGAGGGUCGCAGGUCAUAUUCACCAAUCCUUUGGAAAUCGUAAAAAUUCGGCUGCAAGUAGCUGGAGAAAUCGCAGGAGGGUCGAAGGUUAGAGCAUGGACCGUCGUCAAGGAAUUAGGUCUAUUUGGAUUAUAUAAAGGUGCUAGGGCCUGCUUUUUACGAGACGUACCAUUUAGCGCCAUUUAUUUUCCUAUGUACGCUCACACGAAAGCGCGAUUGGCCGACGAGGGGGGUUACAAUACGCCAUUAUCGCUUCUCGUUUCCGGUGCGAUUGCUGGUGUUCCUGCAGCAGCGCUAGUCACUCCUGCGGACGUAAUAAAAACGAGAUUGCAGGUCGUAGCUAGAAAAGGUCAAACAACGUAUAAUGGACUGCUGGACUGUGCCAGGAAGAUUUACAAGGAGGAGGGUGCCAGGGCAUUCUGGAAGGGCGCGACAGCACGAGUGUUUAGAUCAUCACCUCAGUUUGGUGUCACUCUUUUCACAUAUGAGUUGCUACAAAGGUUGUUCGUUGUCGAUUUCGGAGGAUCUCGACCUUCCGGAUCGGAACAAAAGGUGCCUACCAUGGGAGUCGCGGACGAAAUUCGAUCAACGAAUCCAGAUCAUAUAGGUGGCUACCAAGUAGCUCUGCCCAUCUUCACGGGUAUAGAAAGCAAGUUUGGUCUUUGUCUACCCAGGUUCCAGGCUGUUACCGGAAAGUAACAAUAUUGUUAGCAGUUGCUAGAAAACUAACUUGUAGCAAUCCCUGCCAUAAAUAAUGUACGAAUACCAGUUUCUGGUUGCUUUAUUGAUUGCGUGAAGUGAAUGAGAUGCAUUGUGAGCUUCACGAACUACAAAUUAUGAGUCCACAAAACAUUUCAUCUCAAUAAUCGUCUUGGCCAUUUCGAGUUGGGUAUUAUAUAGACUACAGGAAAUUGCGAUAAGAAGGAACAGUCGUUGAUUGAAUACAUGUUGAAUCAUUAUGUGCGCAUAGAAAGUGUAAUUAUAGAUUGAUCAAGGAGAAGUACAAAUUCUGUAGCUUGCAGAAUGCCCAGGAAUGAUUCGUAAUAGCUAAGUCGAUGCAGUCAAUUGAUACGAAAACAGAAUCAAUGGCAUUGAAACUAUUUAUUUUGAUACUAUAAAAAUAUGUUAUAUCAAAUUGUGAGAGAUGCCGUCUGUGCGUAAUUAUUUUAUAAAGCGAGAAAGUGAGAGAGAAAAAUGGACAUUUAUCGACAAUUUGUUGCUAACUUAAAUGUUUCUACCAUACAUAUAUAGUAACCAACUGAGUGUAUGUGUUCGUUAAAUCACAAACGAUUAACGCCAACAGAUGAUACGAGUAUGAUGUUCUAGCAAAGGUUAUAAUAAUCUUCGUGAUGGCCCCGACGUAUAUGCACCAGAUAUAUUUAUGUAAAUUUUAAAAUAAUGAGAGUUAGGCCUUUGUAAUUACAUUUCUUAUACAAAUGCUUAGCUUGUAUAGCUUGUAUAGUUGGUGAGUAGGAGGCCAGUAAAUUUGUUUUAAAUCCGCUCGCCGUACAACUGCAAAGCAAUUAUUGACAAAUAAUACUCGUAUAUACAUAUAUUCAUCAUUGAAAGAAAAGAGAGAUAAACAAGGAUUUACCAUUUACUUGUUAUUAUCAAUAUUAUUUAUUAAAAUAUAAUAUAAUAGAUAAUAUAGAAAUAAAUUGAAAUUCGUUUAUAUAUUUUUUUAAGUGUAUAAUAAAGUUUUUGAAUGGCAUAAUUUUUUUGCUCGUUUUUUAAUAACGCAAUUAUUUCGUGUUGAUUUCUAUAAUUAAAAAGACAUUCAAUAUUGUAACAAUUGCAAUUUUAAUUAAAAUGGACUUAUUGGCACUUUAUAACACCAGUUAUACAAUUACACAAGUAAAUGGAGAAAAGAGUUAACGCAUAUAAUUCUAAAAAGUUUCUUGUUAAUGGCAGUUAUUAAGAGUAUGAAUUACAACGCAUUUCUCCGUGUUUAUCUUUUUUUAUUACAGAGAAAUUACACAAAAUAAUAAAAAGAUUUUCCGAGAAGACUUUGAUCCAUAAAACACAGAUAAUUUAUAAAGGAGGAUGCUUAAAACCUAUCUAAAGCUACCUACUAAAGCUACCUAAAAAUAAGCUAUGGCAACUCGUGACGGCAGUGUUUUUCAAAGUUGCGCCCUAUUGGAAUGUUUGAUCUACUCUCUGCCACCUAUCGACUACUAUAAUUUAUUUUUAUGUAACGCCGUAGGCCGUUUCCCAUAUGAUUUGGACAUCCUCCUUUAUUGAAUGCACGGAUCUCUCUUAUAAUUAUUAAUUGCGCUUAAUUGUACAGAUUUUAAUUGGGAUACAAGAUAACAAAGAGAAUCACUUUGUUUAUAUACUGGCAAAUUUAUCAAAUAAAUAAACUUUUUUUAAAGUGUU